Ostreococcus lucimarinus CCE9901 is the source of this 408-nucleotide messenger RNA. RefSeq lists its product with no specific name. The record is from RefSeq and is a predicted model, not a curated record. The transcript has a single exon. The coding region runs from base 1 to 408 and encodes 135 amino acids. Lineage: Eukaryota; Viridiplantae; Chlorophyta; Mamiellophyceae; Mamiellales; Bathycoccaceae.
AUGGCGAUCGCGCGCGGCGAAGACGCGACGCGAACGGUGACGGUGGCGCGGACGGUGACGCGCGCGCACGCGACGACGGCGCCGACGAUUCCGUCUAAACCGAGCCAGCCGGUGCAGACGAAACGGCCGGGGAAGCUGCCGAGCGACGCGGCGCACACGGCGAAGUGGCUGGAUUCGAGCGCGAAGCCGAGCCCGAUGGAGUACAGCGCGAGCGCGGAACCGGUGGGGGUGCCGGGAGAUAAGGUGAGCUGUGAUUCCCCGGGGGCGUGUAAGGAUCGGUUUGGUGACGCCACGGGGGGGCUGGGGGCGCCGAAUACGUACUAUAAGUUGAACGAUACCUCGCCCGAGUCGCCGGCGAAGUGCAAGUAUUGCGGGCUGCGCUUCUACUCGCUCGGCGGACAUCACUGA